Molecule: messenger RNA, 1589 nt
Organism: Acyrthosiphon pisum (pea aphid)
Lineage: Eukaryota; Metazoa; Arthropoda; Insecta; Hemiptera; Aphididae
Exons: 5
Coding region: 622-1122 (166 amino acids)
Source: RefSeq, a predicted model, not a curated record
UAUCGGCGGAUAUUUACGUUUUUUUUUAGUUCGUUGUCCGAGCGCAAACUUCAUAGCGUUUUCGAUUUGACGCACUUUUUGCACUCGGUGCGCACUGAGCGCAAAAACGUAUUCGAUUUGACCAAUAUUCAGUGAACUGGUGCGGUGUUUUGUAUUAGAUUUAAUUGCACUGACAACUCUCGUGCGCAUUUUCUGCUCCGCCGAUUUUGUCAGUGCAACGACUAACGAGUGCAUUUUAUAAAUAUGAACCGUUUUUCUCGAUAACGGGGAACAAAAUACGGCGGCCCUAUUAAGAAUUGUAUUUCUUUCCAUGUCAACAUAUUUCGUUUUCCAUAAUAUUACACAUAAAUGUAUUCAAUUUAUAAGAAACUAAUGCAAUUUUCAUGCAACACAUGCAGCUCUGUGCCAGUGGAAUUUCAGUGCACACUAUUUUGUCAAAUCGAAAACGCUAUCAGUGAUACCCGCGUGACUUAAUAACUUACUGAUAUCAUAAUCAUAUUUUCAAUUUUGUCCGUUAAAAUAAUACAAUAUUGUGAAUUGUGGUAGUGCACUAAACGGCUGAACUUCUUUAUUGUAUUCAGUUCCGAGUUGCCAGUUAUACAGCUGAUAUAAACUUACAACAUGUCUUCAAAUACUUAUCGUGUUCGUAAAUUGGCUUCCAUAAACAACGAAAACCCAAUAAAAAAUAUAAAGAAUAGUUUAGUUACAAAUCGCAAAAAAAAUGCUUUGCAAGUGUUGACAAACACAGUACAGUCAACCAAAAAGUCUGAUGGUAAAGGUAUUAAACAAUUAAAGGUAUUGCCCAUGAAACAUUUUGAGACAGAAAUAAAAUGUAAAUCGCCAUUACAAGACUUCACUAGCGAUCCAAAUGAAGAGUUUAAUCAUUUUGAUUGUAGAACACAGGAAAAUGAUGUCUUGCCUUCAAGUAUGACUUGUAACAUUGGAAUGUUGAGUGAAUUUUUUGGUGGCAAUAAUAAUGACACAAGUGAUUGGUUUCUUGAAGACUAUCAUAAAAUAAUGAUCCAUAAAAUCAAAAAUCAAUUUGAUAAUUUUGGAGAACCAGAGAUUGAUUCCUUUCCCUCAUUGCCAGUAAUGGAUUUUCCAGAAAUAAUAUUUGCUUAAGUAAUUUAAGAACGUGGGUUAUAAUUUAUUAUUUUCUGUAUAUUUAUUUAAAUUUAAUGAUUUUGUUCACAUCAUCUAUCAAUAUGAUUAGUACAAGUUUUAUUUUUUAUAUUCAUUAAAUGAAUACUUAGCGGUAUAAAUGACAAAGGAUUAUUUUCCUAUAAUAAUAUUUUUAAAGACUGCUUCUAUAGAAAAUAUAGUUAUCAAAAUAUUAAAAUCAUUAAUCUGAAGAUGGAAAAUAAAAAGAAAUAUUGAUAAACAUACUUUGAAAUUAUUGAACUAUGAGUACUAUACUAUUAUGUUGUGUUGAUUGUCAAUUUGUAUUAUUUCUGUAUUAGGUAUGGUGACAAUAGUACAUUUAUUCAACAGUAUUUAUGUAAAAUUUCUUUGAACAUAUUCUUAAUUAUAUCAUUUGACAACAUUUAUUAUACUUGGGUAUAAAAAUAUAUUAAAAUGAUUACAAUUCA